AUGUUCUGGGAGGUGCCCUACUUGAUACUGAGAAGACUGAGAGCCCAGCGCGAACAGUUAGAAGAUGAAGAAGAAGAUGAUAACCAUUAUGAGUCACCACCACGUCAGAACAGAGAGGUUAAAAACAAAAUGAUUAAUAGAAGACAGUUUUUAAGAAGACGGAGGCGCAGAAGAAUCUUUCCAGCCAGAAUAAACCUCUCUGAGAUUGAUGAACGCGAUAUUCAAGAACGCUAUCGUCUUAGCUCGGAUUUUAUAAUGUCCCUCUAUGAACUCAUAAAGAAAGACCUAAUUUCUACUACAAAGAGAAGUAAUGCGGUUCCCGGGAUUGUGAAAUUGCUUUGUGCCCUCCAUUACUUCACCAGUGGUUCCUUACAAAGCACCGUAGCUGAAGCUGGCGGUAUAACCCAAAGCACAUUCAGCCGAGCUCUCUCUGAGGUUAUAUCUGCAAUAUUGAAGCUGCAAGAUCAGUUUAUAACAUUUCCCAAAAACACAGGAGGACAACAACUGAAUAUGGCAGGAUUCCACUGCAUUGAUGGGUUUCCAAAUGUUCUGGGUGUGCUGGGCUGUACACACAUUGCAAUCUCUCCCCCCUCAGAAAUGGAACAAAUGUAUCGUAAUAAUAAGCAUUACCAUUCCAUCAAUGUACAGCUGGUCUGUGCUCCAGAUAUGAGGAUCCUGGAUGUGGUUUCACAGUUUCCCGGAUCAACACACAACUCAAAUCUACUGAAGCAAUCCAGGAUACAUGAUAGAUUUGAGAAAGAAGAAUUUAAUGGCUGGCUUUUGGGUGAUGAAGGUUAUGGCGUUAAACCGUGGCUUCUAACUCCCUUUGACAAACCAGUUACAAAGGAAGAAAUUCGAUACAAUAUAUCACACAGUUCAACUUAUUCUGUUCUGGAGCGAACUGUUGAGGUGCUCAAAAGCCGCUUUCGCUGUUUGGAUAAUCCUAAUGGAGUGCUGCUGUACAACCCAGAAAAAGUUUGUAAAAUUAUCCUCGUGUGCUGCAUAAUCCAUAACAUAGCAAUCAUGAAAUGUCUAGAUGUAGACAUUGCACUGGAUCUGAGACUUCCAAUCAAAGAUGAGUCUAUAGAGGAUGACACCGAGGAAGGCACUCUACAGCGGGAUAAAGUUGUAGCCGAGUUCUUUUCCGGU
Staurois parvus is the source of this 1149-nucleotide messenger RNA. Lineage: Eukaryota; Metazoa; Chordata; Amphibia; Anura; Ranidae. The record is from the annotation of a GenBank genome assembly.